AAUGUUUUCACCACUGUGAUCAAAAAUGAAUGUUCAUUUGAUCACUGUCAGUGUACAUCAAUGCCACAUAUCAGUGCCCAUCUGAGCUGCCUUUCAAUGUCACCCAUCAGUGCCAGUCAGUGCCACCUAUCAGUGCUGCCAAUCAGUGCCACCUAUCAGUGCUGCCAAUCAGUGCCACCUAUCAGUGCCAGUCAGUGUCGCCUAUCAGUGCGCAUCAAUGCCGCCUAUCAGUGCCAGUCAGUGCCGCCUAUCAGUGCCAGUCAGUGCUGCCUAAUAAUGCCAGUCAGUGCUGCCUAACAGUGCCAGUCAAUGCUGCCUAUCAGUGAUUUAUAUCAGUG
This is a messenger RNA of Staurois parvus, 338 nucleotides long. NCBI's taxonomy places the organism in Eukaryota, Metazoa, Chordata, Amphibia, Anura, Ranidae. The record is from the annotation of a GenBank genome assembly.